Molecule: messenger RNA, 1396 nt
Organism: Hyalella azteca
Lineage: Eukaryota; Metazoa; Arthropoda; Malacostraca; Amphipoda; Hyalellidae
Product: adhesive plaque matrix protein
Exons: 3
Coding region: 54-1262 (402 amino acids)
Cellular component (GO): extracellular matrix
Source: RefSeq, a predicted model, not a curated record
CAUCUCACAGUGAACACCUCUACUCCAUAGACGCGCCAUCACUCUCCACCGCCAUGACGACUAAGCAGCUUUCAUCGAUGCUGUUGGUCUGGAGUGCACUAGCAACAGUCGUCAUCGCCAGCCCCGUGGCAGAACCAGAAGCUGACCCGAUGGCGGAUCCGGACGCUAAAGCAGAACCUAUGGCGACCGACCCUUACCGUUCCCCGUAUCACAGUCCCGUUUUGUUCCAUCCUUCAGCACACUUAUUACAACCAUUCUACCAGCCUGUAUACAAACCUGACCUAUCCAUCUACCAUCCUAAAGGCAAAACACUCAGUCAUCCUAAUGCGUACGCACCCGAUUUAUUCUACCAGAAACGUGAGCCAACAUACAAGCAUGAGCCGGACUUCAAGCACGAACCGAUUCAGAUCCAUCAAACAAUCUACGCACACGAAUCCGAGCACAAACAUGAACCUUUUUAUAAACCAGCACAUAUCCACAAACACGAACCAACGUACAAGCAAGAACUUGUCUUCGAAACGGAGCCAGUAUACAAAUCUGAGCCUGCCUACAAACACGAACCAACCUUCAAACAUGAACCAAAUUUCAAACACGAAUCUGUCUACAAACACGAACCAACUUUCAAGCAUGAACCAGAGUACAAACAUGAACCAGCGUACAAACACGAACCAGUGUACCAACAUGAGCCAGUCCACAAACAUGAGCCAGUCUAUAAGCACGAACCAGUUUACAAGCCCGAACCAAAAUACCACAAACCAGAACCUAAGUACCACAAACCAGAACCUAAGUACCACAAACCAGAGCCUAAAUACCUGAUAGCGGAACCAAAAUACUUACCGGACCCAGUGUACAUCCAAGAGCCAUCGUACCAUCCAGCACCAGUUUACAAACCUAAGCCAGUCUACACUCACGACCACUACAAGAGUCCUCACGACGACUACAAGAGUCACCACGAUGACUACAAGCAUGAACCAAAACCGUAUGCAUUCGACUACGGCGUGAAGGACCACUACACUGGCGCUAACUUCGGUCACUCCGAGACUUCAGAUGGCAAGAACGUGCAAGGCUCGUACUCCGUAGCGCUGCCUGACGGUCGCAUCCAGCACGUGAAGUACGUCGCUGAUCACCAUAACGGAUACCAGGCCGAGGUGACGUAUGAAGGUGAAGCCCACUAUCCCGAGUACCAUGGGAGCUACAAACCACAACCUAUCUACCACAACGACAUACACAAACAUCACAGUCCGUACUCGCGCUACCACUAACGAUUUUUUGCAUGAAAAGUGUACUUAGUCACGACCAAAUAAAUACUGUAAUAUAUUAUCGAACGAGAUGGAAUGUAGGAAUAUUACAUAGUUUUGAUAGUUGAAAUAAAUGCCAAACUAUGAUACUUUCCAAU